AUUGUCUUUGUUUUUUGUUUUUUUUUGUUUUUCUACUGGCCUCUUCAUGGUUAGCAAUUUUGUUAGUGUUUUCCCCCCCUUUUUUAUGGUUGGUACUAACAUGGGGUAGAGAACUGUUGAUAUUUAAAGCAGUGUAUAAUCUUUAUUGAGUUUUAGAUUUGGAUUUUUUCCAUAAUAUUUCAUGCCCUUUACUUUUUUUUUACAUGGACUACUGAAUUCGUGGCCCAUCUGGGGCAGCUUGUUGGAUACUUUGCGUUUUUAUCUAAUUUACGUGGCUGAAAUAGCAAAAAAAUAAGUGGACCAACAAGUGUUUUUGUUUGGUUAAAUUUGAGGUAGGACCAGUUUGAUUAUGGUUAAUGAAUUGCCUUAUGUAGGGCACUGUCUAAUAUGUAUUGACUUCUAGAGCUUGUGCUUUAUGGGGUUUCCUAGGGAUUAUUGAUUGGAAGACAGAUGGAAACAUCUUGUUUUUGUAAUUUUUGGUUGUCGAUGUGACUUUGCUGUAAUAGGAAUGAACUCAGCUCUUUUUAGAAGUGAUGUUUUCCUUUUGUUUUAGUCUUACUACCUGUUAAGUUAUUGUUUUGUUCUAUGCACGUGAUGUAUGAUAGAUGUAUGGUAGUUUGGUUCUGUGAAACGUAAGCCAUUUUUCAAUAUGGAGUAGAAAGUUUAGUCUUUAAACUCAACUAGUAAUAGGAGUGUGCAUAAUUGAGUGGAAACUGAAACCUAGCCACAUAGAUGUGAUAACCCAUUAGACAGAAUAACAUAGCUGCAAAAAAAUUGUUUAUUGCUGGUGUGUGCGCAAACACUUGCCGUCAUGCGCAAAUUAAAGAGUUUUUAGUUUUACGCCAUUGUUGGAUAUCAAAUUUGUUAUGUGCUGAAUGGUGGAUAUGAAGUUAUCAACUCUUUUUAUCAAUUUCUAACCUUUUCUCUUCUUUAUUUGUCAGUCCCCCUUCCUUAUUAAUCGCAAAUUUUCCUUAGCUUACUGUGUAUUUGAGAUUCCUCUCUGUCUCAGCUUGUUCUCUCUUUCCUUGAAUGUGACCCCACGAUUUUUUUUUUAAGAAGAUUUGUGCUCAAGAGCAUUAUUUUGAAACAUCAAUGGGUAGUUCAAUUCCAAAAGAGCAAAAAACUGUUCUCAAUUGCAUACUUGGAGUAGGAAUUGGAAGUUUCGUCCAAAGAGUAACCCCUUCCUUUCUGUCCCCCUUUAUCUUGCCCUGUUUCUGAUGCCAUCAUUUUUCCCUUUGUAAAAAGCCUAUCCAAAGGCGCCUGGCAUCUGACAGUGGUACAAGAGGUAUUACCACACAGAAAGCAGGGUUCGAAUCAAGAAGAUUAUGCAAACUGACGAGGAUGUUGGGAAGAUUGCCAUGGCUGUACCUCUUCUUGUUUCUAAAGCCUUGGAACUAUUUUUGCAAGACCUAUGUGACCGAACAUAUGAAAUAACUCUGAAAAGGGGAGCCAAGACCUUGAAUUCAUUGCAUUUGAAACAGUGCGUACAGACUUUUAAUGUUUUUGAUUUUCUGAGGGAAAUUGUGAGCAAGGUUCCAGAUCUUGGUGGUCCAGAUGCCACUGGUGAUGAACGUGGUGUUGCCAAAAGAAGGAAAGUUACUGAUGAUGAAGACAAUGACAGUGAUGAGGAGUGCAGUAGAAACAGAACAAAUGAGACAAUCCAGGCAAGCAGCAGUGGCAGAGGAAGAGGAAGAGGUAGGGGCAGAGGUAGAGGGCGUGGCCGGGGGACAAGAUCCAUGGAGAGGGAGACAGCUGCACAGCACGGGAAGUUUGAAGAUGACCCUGACAUUGGUCAUCACAAUGACAAGGACUGUACAAAACUUGGAAGUCUAGACAAGGAUUUUGAGCCUAAAGAUUCGAAGGAUAAUAUUCCAGCUGGCAGAAAUUUACAAGCUCCAGUACGUGACUUUGACCUGAAUGCGGGCUUGGAUGAGAAUGGAGAAACACAACCAGUGCUAACUUCUGUCCCUCCAAGUUCCUCAACAAAACCUGACACUGUUGUCCCCCGAAGUUCCUUAACAAAACCUGACACUUUUGUCCCUCCAAGUUCCUUAACAAAACCUGACACUGUUGUCCCUGCAAGUUCCCCAACAAAACCAACUCCUGAAUUGAAGCAUGAGGAAGUGCCUGGAUGGUCCCUCGAAGACAUUGAAAAGAUGGAUAUCAAUCCCGUUCAACUUGCAAACUUAAAUACAAGAAUGGAUGAGGAGGAAGAUUACGAUGAAGAAGACUGCAGCUACUAGCUAGUGUUUUGUUCUGCUGUAUAUGGCUUUUCACAUCCUAUAGGUCUUAGGUCCUUGCAGGAAAAUAUAAAUCUGAAGGUAGCGAUUAUUGAAGCUGAUGGUAGCGACUAGGGAGCUUAGGGUUAAGUGGUAGUCAUCAUUACAGACUAGGCAGAAAUUGGUAGGAUUCUGUGUCUUAUUCAGAAUAUAUUUUCUACAGCAUUUGCUGAAUGUAGAUUACACAUUAACUCCCCUAGGCAUUUAGAGAUCAGUCUGUUUAACCAUUCUUGUAUUUUAAGAUGCAAAACGCUGAUUAUUGCUUCUUGAAGGCAGAGAAAGGCUCAUACAAUAGCUGGGGAAUUUCUGUGGC
Molecule: messenger RNA, 2592 nt
Organism: Populus euphratica (Euphrates poplar)
Lineage: Eukaryota; Viridiplantae; Streptophyta; Magnoliopsida; Malpighiales; Salicaceae
Product: double-strand break repair protein MRE11-like
Exons: 7
Coding region: 1326-2243 (305 amino acids)
Cellular component (GO): nucleus
Molecular function (GO): protein heterodimerization activity; RNA polymerase II general transcription initiation factor activity; core promoter sequence-specific DNA binding
Source: RefSeq, a predicted model, not a curated record